GCUGGUUGUGUGGUGCAUUUGUGUUCACCGUUUCCUUCCCCAAUGGCCCACGGACAUCACGAUCACGGCGAAGAAGCCUCGACAAUUGCGUCGCGCCAAGCCCUCGCGGAUGCCCGUGUUCCGAUUGCGUACCGCGACCAGUGCGGGGGGAUUUUGAUUCCGUUGAACGAAUGCCGCCGAGAAACAGCAUUCGCGCCGUGGAAGUGCCAAGAUCUUCGACAUGCGUAUGAAAAGUGCCAAUACGACGAAUGGAAGAAGCGUUGCCAAAUCCUUAAGGAAAGCAAGAAGGCUGCGAAGUAAUGAAGCUUGUUAUCUCUCUACUUUUCAAGUGGAUGUAUACAUCGACAUGUGAUUUCGUUGAGCGAGCGCUCCAAGUUGGUUGUGCUCCACACUGAUCUCUUUCAAGCAGCGCUACCGUCAUACAAGCAUGUCUGGAAAUGCGCCACGGAUACCCCACCCACUCGUGCUGCUUCCAUACCCCUUUUCUCGUCAACUCGUUCUUCCUCAAAGCACAACUCUCCCCGAGGACGUUCAAACCUCCAGACCGUGGUGGCGUUGGUGCAUAAAGGAGCACUCGUGGUUUUAAGCUUGCUGCACUGCAAGUGCUUUGGGAAUGUACCAAAGAGCCCGUUCAAGGAGUGAUCUCGUCAGCUUAGCACCAGGUAGGCCUGUUGG
This is a messenger RNA of Aphanomyces invadans, 675 nucleotides long. RefSeq lists its product as hypothetical. Lineage: Eukaryota; Oomycota; Saprolegniomycetes; Saprolegniales; Verrucalvaceae. The coding region runs from base 43 to 300 and encodes 85 amino acids. The transcript is spliced from 3 exons. Gene Ontology annotation, cellular component: mitochondrion. The record is from RefSeq and is a predicted model, not a curated record.